CAGCUGUUUUUUGUUAUGGUUGAAGGGUGAAGUGGGAGUUGAAACGAAUGAAAGGAUAAGAUAAACUGUUUUUUACAGUGACCUUGGGUUAGGGUUGAUUCACGUUGCAAAACGACGUAUUUGUUUCGGAGCUAAUCGGAUUCAUUUGAUUAAGAAAUAAUAAUUUGUGCUUUCCUUUGUUUUGUAUUUAGAAUUGUUCCUACGAUUUCAUGCUCUAACGAGGCGUUACAUCAUAUAGUAAAUUAACAAAAUACACAUUCGUAUUGGCAUUGAACUUGAUCCUGACAUAUUUUUGUUAACAUACUAGAUAUGGCCGAGCAGUAUAAAAAAGUUACCCAUUGUAUUUUUGACAUGGAUGGUUUGCUAUUGGACACCGAAAAAUUGUACACUGAGGCCACACAACGCAUCUUGGAUAAAUUUGGUGGCCCGAAAUAUACUUUCGAAGUCAAAUUGUCCCUUAUGGGCGUCGUACAUAUGGAUAUGUGCCGCAAACUUGUCGAUAUCUAUAAAUUGCCAAUUUCGCCGGAUGAGUAUUCUAAGCUGCAAAAGGAAAUAAAUUCUCAAUUAAUGAUAGAUGCCCAAUUAAUGCCAGACACUGAAAAAGUGUACGAAGAAAUCAUAAGGCAAAUAGCACAAUCAUUUGAUAAACCAUAUCCCACUGAAGUCCGUCUUAAAGUUAUGGGCACUACAGAACCACGCACUGCUGAAAUUGUUGUAGCCGAUUUGAGCUUACCAAUAACUACGGACGAAUUUUUACACAAGUUUCAUGAGCUAUGUCGUCAAAUGUUAUCCGGUUGUCCCCUCACAAAAGGUGCCGAACGACUUUUGAAACAUUUGCAUAAGCACAAUAUACCAUUUUGUUUGGCUACUAGUUCGGGUCAGGAUAUGGUUGAAGUUAAAAUCACUCAUCAUCAAGAACUUUUUAAACUUUUCAAUCACCGGGUUUGUGGUUCGAGUGAUCCCGAAGUUAAAAAUGGAAAGCCAGCACCUGACAUAUUCCUGAUUGCAGCUUCGCGUUUCCCGGAUAAACCACAGCCUUCCCAGUGUUUGGUUUUCGAAGAUGCACCCAAUGGUGUUAUGGCCGCCCAUAGCGCUGGCAUGCAAGUUGUUAUGGUACCCGAUGAACGGGUACCUCUGGAAAUGAGCUCCUUGGCAACACAAAGACUAUUGUCUCUAGAAGAAUUUCAACCAGAACUGUAUGGCCUUCCACCGUUCGAUAAUUGAUGACACUAAAGAAUUUAACUACUAUUUUCUGCAAUUUGCCUCGAUGCUAUUAUCGUCCAAAAUAGUACUAGUAAUAGGAAUUAAAUGUACCUUUUCUGUGUAAUGGAAUAGCUUUUAGUAACAUAUAUAGGCUUGAAAGGAUUCUAUCAAAAUAAAUGUGCAAAUAUUUUUGUGAAUAA
Messenger RNA from Stomoxys calcitrans (stable fly), 1403 nucleotides. RefSeq names its product probable pseudouridine-5'-phosphatase. The record is from RefSeq and is a predicted model, not a curated record. The transcript is spliced from 5 exons. Lineage: Eukaryota; Metazoa; Arthropoda; Insecta; Diptera; Muscidae. Gene Ontology annotation, molecular function: phosphatase activity. Bases 310 to 1224 code for a protein of 304 amino acids.